AUGGAGUUGGGUACGAGGCGCCGCCGGCGUUCCUCCGAGCCAGGCCCUGCCGGCGGACCGGACUACCUCAGCGCCCUCCCCGAGGAUCUUCUCCUCCUUGUCCUCGCCCGCCUCGGCUGCGCCGCCGCCGCCGCGCGCACCGGCCUCGUCUCCCGCCGAUGGCGCGGCCUGUGGGCCCGCCUCCGCGAUCUCGCCUUCCGGGGCGUCGCCUUCCCGUCGCUCCAGGUGGCGCUCGGCCGCGUAGCCCGCCCCCCUCCCGCGGUCUCCCUCCUCCAGAUCCGCGUCUCCGAUGAACACCUGCCCAUCUCCGACGCCGAUGACGUCACAUCGGUGCUGCGCGCUGCCGCACUGCUCGCGCCGGAGAAGCUCGUCUUCGCCCUCCCGUGGGACCCAGAUCCGACUUCCACAGAGGUGGACCUGCCGUGCUUCCACCGCGCCACCUCGAUCGUGCUGGAGUGGAUCCCCUUCGUCCUCCGCACACCGGCUGCCGGGGCCGAGUUCCCCGCGCUCCAGACGCUGACCCUCACGGGCUGCCAAGUGGACGACCUCGGCGCCUUGCUCUCCCUCUGCCCACACCUGCGCGUGCUCAGGCUCAAGGGCCUCAUUUGGCUCGGCGACUACGACUGGACAGUCCACUCAACGUCACUGCAGGAGCUUGUCAUGGACAGCGAGAAUUUGAGGGCACGGCCGGUCGACAUCGUUGCCCCAUGCUCAAGCAAUUGA
Triticum turgidum subsp. durum (durum wheat) is the source of this 723-nucleotide messenger RNA. The record is from the annotation of a GenBank genome assembly. Lineage: Eukaryota; Viridiplantae; Streptophyta; Magnoliopsida; Poales; Poaceae.